AUCUGUGCGUUUGAGGUCCGUGUCAGUUUAUGUACGUAGCCGUAAGAGAAUUAAGUACGAUGAUUUUUAAUUUGUUCACGAUGAUUUUUAAUUUGUUCACGAAGAAGAUGCGUGCUGGAUACUUAUAUCGUGACAAGUUAUGUUAAUUGAUUUAUUGACAGUUAACUUAAAUCACGCUAGAGUACUAAUGUGAUGUUGAAUUGAAAUGGUUACAAAUCGAGGGCACCGGGACGCUUUAGCGAUACCUCUGAAAUGUCCGUUAAGGCGUGGAAUCCGCAGAUUCCCGUAAAUUAACCGGGUAGCAGUCCAUGUUACUACGCCCUUAGUAUGACGCCCAGUUGUGGACUUAACCCCUUCGUCGAAGAUAGACCGCCCUCCUCAUACUGCUCCCAAAGUUAGCAAGCUGUUAGCAUAGGCAAUGUGGACCGAAAGCAGAGUUUCGGCAGACUUUGUCAGAAACAUCCACGUUCACCUUCUUCCACUGCUAGCUGCACCAUAUGGCCAAGCAUGAGGAAACCGCAGUGCCUGGAGAAAACCCACACAGGCACAGGGAGAACAUGCAAACUCCACACAGGCGGGGCCAGGAUUAAACCCGGGUCCUCAGAACUGUGAGGCCAACACUUUACAGCUGGUACACCGUGCCACCUAAUGCCUCCCAGGAUAUAAUAUACUAGGUGCCACAUCUGCCUCAGACCGGGAUUCAAAUUCCGGCCCCACCUGAAAUUUAAAGUCAGAAGUGGACACAAACACGCUCAAGUGCUGGAACUGCCCCUUCUCUGGCCAGCAAAAUCACCCCUCAGUUGAAUGUUCUACAUUAAGAAAGAGUGGCCCAGAUAUAUGUUAGAAAACUACCAUGGAAGACACUCGACCCAAACCCACCACUCCAGAGCCCAGUCCCACACCCAGUCCUGCACCCAGUACUGCACCAAGUCCUGCACCCAGUCCACUGUUGGAUAGAAUCCCGUUGCCAUCAGGAAACCACAUCGAGCACCUUAAUGUGAACCAGAUCCAGGUAGUAGUACGGCGUUGUUCCAGUCCAAAUGUCACAGAGGAAACAACCUAUUUUCUUCCUCGCAACCCUCUUGUGGAUGCUGGUACUAACACAGAACCACCAAUGGUCUGCUGCCCGUUGCUGCACAGAUUUUGCCCUUGUCCUCCAAGAGGCCUCAUAGCCUCUGUCAUUACAAAAGUCCUCCUGGCCGCAGUGCUCUUUGGAGUGGUGUGGUCUGUCACAGAGGAUGAAUGUCUUCCAGGGGGUAACCUGUUUGGCAUUACAGUGCUUUUCAUCUGUGCAGUUAUUGGUGGUAAACUAGUGGCUCUGAUCCAGUUACCCAGACUUCCACCAUUCCCUCCACUUCUUGUGUUAAACCUGUGGAACGUGGUUUUCUCAUGCUAUGCACGAUUGAACAUCAGAUGUAUAUUAUGGUAUGCUACUCAUGGGUUUCAUGCUGAGAAAUAUCCCAAUAAUAACAAAUGGUGUGUAUAUAAAUUUCAAGUGGUCCGCCUCCCUCAGGAACAUUGCACUGGCGGUCAUCCUAGCCAGAGCUGGUCUGGGUUUGGAUCCCUCGUGGGGCCCUGCAUCGUUGAGGCCUGCACAAUAGCUCUGGUCUCACACUUCCUCUUGGGUUUACCCUGGGUGUGGGGCUUCAUUCUUGGUUUUGUGCUUGGCGCUGUAUCUCCAGCAGUGGUGGUCCCCUCCAUGUUGCUACUCCAGAAGGAUGGUUACGGUGUGGAGCAGGGCAUCCCAACAUUGUUAAUGGCAGCGGGCAGCUUUGAUGACAUUCUUGCCAUAACAGGAUUCACUACAUGCUUGGGCAUGGCAUUUGCUACAGGUUCCACAUGGUACAACCUCUUGAGAGGUGGGCUGGAAGUGGGUGGUGGCCUGGUUGCUGGGAUCCUUCUUGGCUUCGUCAUCCAGUACUUUCCCAGUGUUGACCAGAAACACUUGGUGAUGAAGCGAUCCUUCCUGGUACUCGGCCUGUCUGUCUUUGCUGUGUUUGGCAGUGGUGUGGCUGGCUUUCCUGGUUCUGGUGGCCUCUGCACUCUGGUAUUGGCAUUUCUUGCUGGCCUUGGAUGGGGUACGGAAAAGGCACGCGUGGAGGAAGUGGUGGGCUGGGCAUGGGAUGUGUUUCAGCCACUUCUGUUUGGCUUAAUCGGAGCAGAGAUACGAGUGACAGAGUUGGAGGGACACAUAGUUGGUCUGGGUAUUGCUUCUUUGCUGAUUGCCCUGGUGGUCCGGCUUCUAUUCACCUACGUUUGCGUGUUGUUCGCCGGCUUUAACAUUCGAGAAAAGCUGUUCAUUUCUCUGGCGUGGAUGCCCAAAGCCACAGUGCAGGCAGCCAUUGGGUCCACAGCUUUGGACAUGGCCAGAAUUAGGCAAGACAAGGAGAUGCAGAAGUACGGCAUGGACGUGUUGACUGUAGCUGUGCUUUCCAUUCUUCUCACGGCGCCAGUAGGAGCCCUUAUCAUCGGCCUGUGUGGACCAUGCCUGCUGCAGAAACCAAAGAACUCAGCCUGUGGCACUGCAGCAGGUGGCGAUGAUGACAAUGAAACGCCGGUCACUUAUGAAAGUACUCUCUGACAUCACCAGUGUCACUGCAGGCAAUGGGGUGCUGAAUGACAUCAUCCUUCAUUUUGGAUUUGAGGGCAUUUGUUUGCAACUGCCGCAACAGUAUUGUCUAUAAUCAUCUUCACUGUUCAUCGCUGUUGAUGUAUUUAUUCUUUAGGAAACACUCAUUUCAGUUAUAAUUUGAAAUGAAAUAACUGGAAUGACAUGUUGGAUAUGUCAGCUCUCCUUUAGCCACUGCGUGGCCUGCUAUGUUACGUCUUGCUGUCUUCCAGACAGCUCCUGCUUUUCUCUCUCCUGCAGGAUCACACCUGUGAAUAGACUACUGUAUGUGUUUAUAACCACUGACUUCCACGCCUCAAACCAACGACCCGGGUUUGAACAUGUUCACGGUCAUGCAGCGUACGAACUGUAGUUUCCAUUCAGUCAUUUAUUUAUUUUUUUGUAAUUGUAUGAAAUAGUUUCCUGAAUGUUUUCAUUUUUAAAAAUGACUGGUUAUUCAAAUUUGUUAAAUAAGGGAAUCGAACUCAAGUGGUAAUACUAAUAAUUGCAGCUAGUAGCCUAUUUAGUUAUUUGGUAAAUUGAGUUGUGUUUUUUUAACAUGCUUAUGUUGCGUUUGACGCGAGUGCUAUUGUUUUUAAUCCAAAUGUGUAAAAGCUCAAGAAAAUGUAUAUACAGUAAUUCACAUUUUCCUUUGCUUCAAAAUUCAAGCUGAAUCUUAUUCAGUCCUCUAAAAAUCUUUUAUCAUUUUUUAAAAAUAACUUCUUGUUACCUAUAUUUCCAAAAUCUGCAGUGUAUUUUAAGGGAUGUCAAGAUGUUAAUUUUAUUUAAAGUGUGAUACGAAGAGUUUGAUUGCAGUAUUAGUAUUUAUGACAAAUAUAUGGAACUGAGAAUUAGUUUUGUACUAAAUAUUCUUAAAUAAACUUUUUUUUUUCAA
Syngnathoides biaculeatus (alligator pipefish) is the source of this 3503-nucleotide messenger RNA. RefSeq names its product sodium/hydrogen exchanger 9B2. Gene Ontology annotation, molecular function: antiporter activity. Lineage: Eukaryota; Metazoa; Chordata; Actinopteri; Syngnathiformes; Syngnathidae. The transcript has 15 exons. Gene Ontology annotation, biological process: proton transmembrane transport. Bases 854 to 2581 code for a protein of 575 amino acids. Gene Ontology annotation, cellular component: membrane. The record is from RefSeq and is a predicted model, not a curated record.